This is a messenger RNA of Drosophila gunungcola (fruit fly), 3598 nucleotides long. It is a transcript of the gene tws, whose product is annotated as protein phosphatase PP2A 55 kDa regulatory subunit. The transcript has 5 exons. Gene Ontology annotation, cellular component: cytosol; protein phosphatase type 2A complex. The record is from RefSeq and is a predicted model, not a curated record. Lineage: Eukaryota; Metazoa; Arthropoda; Insecta; Diptera; Drosophilidae. Gene Ontology annotation, molecular function: protein binding; protein phosphatase regulator activity. Gene Ontology annotation, biological process: peptidyl-serine dephosphorylation. The coding region runs from base 829 to 2160 and encodes 443 amino acids.
GACCACCUCUAACUCUUAUUGUAAAGUGCGAAAUUUGCAACAAAAUUUGUACUUCCAUUUUGCGUUGGAUUUUUCGCAAUCCGUUAGUCACUAACUAAGCUAAAACAGCGCCCGGAGCGUGCGGGAAUCAGUCGGCAGCCGUGUAAAUAGUCCAAAAGUGCGUGGGAAAGCGAAAAACAAGGCGGAAUGCCGCUUGUGCAAAAGCCACACUCACUCGCAUUCAUAUUACGACGCAACCACGAAGCAGUGCAGCUAAAGAGGCGGCAAAAACGGGAAGAAGAGGCAGCGCGCAGAAAGUGAAUCGGAAACAGAAUCAGAAAACAGAAGCUUUUUGACUUUUUGGCAAUAUUUGAUUUUCGCUUGCGAAUAUUAAGUAGAAAGAGGAGUUUAAAGUUGGAGUCGUUCGACGAUAUUUAUCCUUUUCUGAUCACGCGGUUUUUCGGAAGCGUAAAAUAAUCAGGCAUCGCAACAAUUUAGUGUUCCCAUUUUGAAGUUCUUUCUUCCCCUAUAAGUGCUUAAGUCGUGCUAACAAAAAAAAAUUAACAAAGGAAUCAAAUGCAUAUAUUAGAUAUACAACAACAAAAAACCAAAGUGUAAUUAAAGGAAUAAGUGAAAAAGAGAGGAAAUUAACAUCGCGCUCAACUUUAAAACUUAAAAUUGGUAGCAACAACAACACCACGCUCGUGAGAAAGAGACGGAGCUAGAGAGCGCGAGCGCAGCUCCUUUGGCCUUCUCCUUUUGUUCUUGUUAUUUUUGUUGUCUUAGUGUAGUUGUUGUUGUUGUUGUUGCUGCGGCUGCUUGAAAAUCGACGCAAACUGUUCAACUGUCAUGGCCGGUAAUGGAGAGGCGUCCUGGUGCUUCUCACAGAUUAAAGGCGCCCUAGACGAUGAUGUCACGGAUGCGGACAUCAUAUCCUGCGUGGAAUUCAAUCACGAUGGCGAACUGCUGGCCACUGGUGACAAGGGCGGUCGCGUCGUCAUCUUUCAGCGUGACCCUGCCUCGAAAGCCGCCAAUCCGCGACGCGGCGAAUACAAUGUCUAUUCGACAUUCCAAUCGCACGAGCCCGAAUUCGAUUACCUCAAGUCGCUGGAGAUUGAGGAGAAGAUCAACAAGAUUCGGUGGCUGCAACAGAAGAACCCCGUGCACUUUCUGCUCUCGACCAACGAUAAGACGGUCAAGUUGUGGAAGGUCAGUGAGCGCGACAAGUCGUUCGAGGGCUACAACACGAAGGAGGAGAACGGCCUGAUCCGCGAUCCACAGAACGUGACGGCCCUGCGGGUACCAUCCGUAAAGCAGAUACCGCUGCUGGUGGAGGCCUCUCCACGACGCACCUUCGCCAAUGCACACACCUAUCACAUCAAUUCAAUUAGCGUUAAUUCGGAUCAGGAAACCUUCUUGUCGGCCGACGACCUGCGCAUCAAUCUAUGGCACUUGGAGGUGGUCAACCAGAGCUACAACAUCGUCGACAUCAAACCAACCAACAUGGAGGAGCUAACGGAGGUGAUCACGGCGGCCGAAUUCCAUCCGACCGAGUGCAAUGUGUUCGUGUACUCGAGCUCCAAGGGCACAAUACGAUUAUGUGAUAUGCGAUCGGCGGCGCUAUGCGACCGGCACAGCAAACAGUUCGAGGAGCCCGAGAACCCAACGAAUCGCAGCUUCUUUAGCGAAAUAAUCAGCUCCAUCAGCGAUGUGAAGCUGAGCAACUCGGGUCGCUACAUGAUCUCCAGAGAUUACUUGAGCAUCAAGGUUUGGGAUCUGCACAUGGAAACAAAGCCCAUUGAGACCUAUCCGGUCCAUGAAUACCUGCGCGCCAAAUUGUGCUCCCUGUAUGAGAACGACUGUAUCUUCGACAAGUUUGAGUGCUGUUGGAACGGCAAGGACAGCUCAAUAAUGACCGGAAGCUACAACAACUUCUUCCGCGUGUUCGACCGCAAUUCGAAAAAGGAUGUGACGCUGGAGGCGUCCAGGGAUAUCAUUAAGCCGAAGACGGUGCUGAAGCCUCGGAAAGUUUGCACUGGAGGCAAACGGAAGAAAGACGAGAUAAGCGUGGACUGCCUCGACUUUAACAAGAAGAUCCUGCACACCGCCUGGCACCCGGAAGAAAAUAUCAUCGCCGUGGCUGCGACCAAUAACCUAUUCAUAUUUCAGGAUAAAUUUUAGCCAACACUCUUCACAAGAACCACACCAUACGCCACAAUCACAGCAACUUUAACUACAGAAACACCAACAACUACGAACACGCCUCAUUCUAUUGUUAAUUCAAUCGGUUUGUUUCAGAAGCGUUUUCAAAUUUCACUCGCAAUUCGAUUGUUUGCCUAACACCAUUACCUCAGACCCCACCAUCCAUCCACACCCUAUUUUUCCCUUCCCGCCUCCCAAAAACCAAUUCAACAAAAAUCCUACAUCAUACAUAAUGCCAUAGCAAAAGCUUUGUAAUGUAUUUUUGCGCUAAAUGCGUAUAACGAGAAACAAAACCAGAAACUUAAGAAAAAGAAACAAAUUUUUAUACAUAAACAUUUAUAAAUAGUAAAGCGUAAAGUUGAUUUCUUGUAGCGCAAUUCGAAAAAAAAUCACAAUAAGAGUAACAUUUAAUAAGAACGGUUGAUUUUCCCGAAAUUUUUGUAUAAUUAGCGCCAGCGCCGAAGUAUUUGUAAUAAAAGAUAAUAAUAUACAACUUAUAAAAAAUCAUAAAAUGCAUAUUGUAAUAUUUUUUCUGUUCGCUUGUUAAGUUUACGAACUAUGCGCCCUGUUUGCUCUUCUUUAUAAACAUAGACUAAACAUGAAUUUCCGAUUGUUUAUUUGUUUGACAACGUUCAUUCCAUGCAAAAGGAGACGAUAAACUGCGGAGCUUAUCGAUCGAUUAUGUCUCAUUUUAAAUCUCACCAAUGUCAGCAAUCGAACAGCCGGAAUUGUCUCAGUCUAACCAAUUCAAAAUGCUCAUUUAAAAACUUUAAAUCACUAAGAAUCCAAUGCUAGACCAGAAAGCAGAAGUCAAAGAAGAGGCAGACGCGGAAGAAGUAUGAAAUAAAUGCAUUGAUAACGUAUGCAUUGCAGUAAAAAAGAUACAUAUAUACAUAAAAACGCAGCCUAAGUUUAAAAUACAAUUUAGUGUUCUCAAUUCGUUUAAUUUAAUAUCUAUCUAAAAUGAGAAAAAAAACAAACAAAAAGAAAACAACACUAUUUUUAUACGCUACAUUUAAGCUAAGUAUUGCUACUUUUAGUUCAACUAUGCGUGCGUGCGUCCAAGACCAAUUCUCACUUAUAGUCUGCCUGCCCCUUGGCCCCGCCCCCCUUUUCAUCGGUCAACGACUUUUCCAGCCUCUUUAUUGUUUUGUAAAGUUUCUUUUAUCCAUUGUCAUGUUUUCCAUAAAGAACUAUAAACAAAACUGAACCAUUUUUAUAGGUUAUCUAGUGUCUAGUGUUAACAAAAAAAAAAAAUAAAAUAUAAACAAAAACCAUUAAUGAAAAUAAACGUAAAUAAAUAAACGAUGCGCGAAAAAUGUUAAACGAAAAAACUCUGAAAAAUUUACGGCAGCAAGUUCAAAAUACUGAAAUGUAAACGCAUAAAAUGAUGAAAUAAAAACUUAAACAACAUAAA